AAAUAGAGUGAGUUUUAUCUUUUCGAGUACUUUGUGACACUUUGCCUGAUAUUAUACGUCAUCCCUUGAAAAUCAAGGAUUAUUUAUAAAACGGGUUAUUAUACAUUAUUGUACCAGUGCUGUAUCGUGCGGGUGAUACUAAUUUAAGCUAAAUAUGACCAAACAAUACUCUCUCGCAGAAGUAAAAGGCCACAAUGAUAAUAGGAGUACUUGGAUUGUAAUUCAUAAUAAUAUUUAUGAUGUGACAGAGUUUUUAAAUGAGCACCCUGGUGGCGAAGAGGUCCUCCUGGAGCAGGCCGGAAAAGACGGAAGCGAAGCCUUCGAGGAUGUCGGCCACUCCAGCGAUGCCAGGGAGCUAAUGGUCAAAUACAAAAUCGGUGAACUGAUAGAAUCCGAACGUAAACCCGUUAAAGAAAAGAACCCAGACUGGGGCAGUUCUGGUGCGAACCCGGACUCUUCGAAUAGUUCCUUCAGGUCUUGGAUCAUCCCCAUAUCUCUUGGAAUCCUAGCCACAAUGUUGUACCGCUUCUACUUUCAGUCAUAAAAGAGUUUAAAAAAGGAUGUAAACGCAUUUAAGGUUAUAGGGAUUAGCUUAUUUACUUUUACAUUGUAAUAGUGUAUGUUGAUAGAUAUAUGUACUACUAUACAUAAUAUUAGUUGAAAUUCCAUUUUAGGUUAUAAAAGUUGUUUAAUGUUUUACAUAUGUGUACUUUUGGAAUAUUUUUAAAAGUUUUGUUUUUAAAUAAAAAUUAGUUUCAUUAUAUCGUCUUAAAAUAAAUAGAAUGAAUGGUAACACAAAAAAAUUGUAACUUGUCGCAAGAUACGAUGCAGUACAAAUUGUUAUGGUCUAAUGUUCAUUAUUAAAUGUAUACAAUGUCAUAAAAAUACCUACUUAUUAAAAUGCUGAAGUUAAAAUUUCAGUUGACAUUUGUUUUCAUUGCUUUUUUAAAUAAAUGUCAUUUAUUGGGGUAA
Molecule: messenger RNA, 972 nt
Organism: Anoplophora glabripennis (Asian longhorned beetle)
Lineage: Eukaryota; Metazoa; Arthropoda; Insecta; Coleoptera; Cerambycidae
Gene: Cyt-b5
Product: cytochrome b5
Exons: 3
Coding region: 155-544 (129 amino acids)
Cellular component (GO): intracellular membrane-bounded organelle; membrane
Molecular function (GO): heme binding
Source: RefSeq, a predicted model, not a curated record